UAAACAGAAUAAAUAUUACACGACUCAUGAUACAAUUUGCGUCGGUCCACUUAAUCUAUCCUAUAGUCAAUUAGCAGUUUUUACCCUGGGAUUUCAGUUCCCUAGGCUAAAUACCGUAAAUUGAGACUUUGUCCUCCGUUAAUGAGCGCCGCCCUGGAUUGACCAUAUUUAGAUGUUGUGGGCGGGUCCCUCCGUAACGGAACGCCCCCGUCGCGUGCGUCCUUCACGAGCCAGCGAUCAGUUAAAAGGCCGCGCGGGAUGAAUGACUGACAACUGUCUAGUGUACGGGAAGCAGCCCGUGGUGAGGAGCAGGUUGACUGGUGCAGCUGCUCCCUUGUGUUUUGUAUGCAGUGAGCGGGGUUGGUCCCUGGAGUACUUAAUGCUGAUUUGAGGCCCUUGAUGGACAUCAUCAGUGUCUUGUUUGGAGGACCCAUGGUCACCAUGAGGAGAACCAGGCUGCGUCUGCUCACAAUGGCUUUGGCCCUGUCCUUGGUCAUAGCCAUCUCUCUCUCUCAGAAGAGAACAGCUAUACGUCUCACAAUGCCAACAACUGCACCAUACCUGUAUACCUUGCCAUAUGGUCACAGGCCAGUUUUUGGGGGUGUCACGUCUAUCCCUGAAACGGCGUCUACUAUGAAGACGACCACUGUAUCAGAUCUUUCUUCAACAAUGGAAGAUGGCGCUUACAAUUGGAAAGACUUUGCUUCCUCUACUGUGGAAACUGCCUCUGGUUCAGAGGAGCAAACAUCUGCAACAAAGAUGGGCUACACUUGGGAAGAAUGGUCUUCUACCACUGAAGAGAGUACCUCUACCAUGGAGGGGCCAGUCUCCUCAAAAUUUCCCUACCCUUGGGAGGAGUUGGCUUCUACAACUACGGAGACGAGCCAAAUGGCUUCCACGGUCACCGCAGGGGCAUUCGCUAGUGCAUCAUCUACCACCCUAACAGAGGUACCUACAACCAUGAAUGCUUCAACCACCGCUGUGGUGACUGAGGCCCUCCCUACAAAGUCAACUCCCAUGGAGACAACCCCAUCAAAGGUGCUGUCUUCUACAGCAGAGACUGCUUCCACAAUCCUUACAGAAGGUCAUGCUAGCCACCAUAACUGGGUUUACCACUGGUACACGGGCACCUAGCAUCACAAAGACUGCUUAUUCCACUAUGGCUACCACCACCCCAGCUGCUGGCCCGACACCACCCGAGCUGGUGGUGGGCAACUACACCAUUGAGAGGAAAGGUGGCAUAUUGUGUGUCAAGGCAGAGAUGGCCCUACAAAUAAGGGUGACCUACCGCACCAUUUUCAAGAAUGAGUCUGAGGGAAUCUUCACAAUCCAGCCUUCCCGCACAGUUGCUGUGGGAGGCUGUGGUGAGACCACAGCAACACUCCACCUCAAGUUUGACGAAGGGGUUAUAUUCUUUCGUUUUCAGA
Molecule: messenger RNA, 1427 nt
Organism: Scleropages formosus (Asian bonytongue)
Lineage: Eukaryota; Metazoa; Chordata; Actinopteri; Osteoglossiformes; Osteoglossidae
Product: mucin-5AC-like
Exons: 3
Coding region: 400-1134 (244 amino acids)
Source: RefSeq, a predicted model, not a curated record